Molecule: messenger RNA, 1452 nt
Organism: Nycticebus coucang (slow loris)
Lineage: Eukaryota; Metazoa; Chordata; Mammalia; Primates; Lorisidae
Gene: RMDN1
Product: regulator of microtubule dynamics 1
Exons: 10
Coding region: 536-1393 (285 amino acids)
Cellular component (GO): cytoplasm; mitotic spindle pole; spindle microtubule
Molecular function (GO): microtubule binding
Source: RefSeq, a predicted model, not a curated record
AAGUAGUAAUAGGAUUUAUAGAAGGCUUACUGUGUUAUGCAACUGUCUGAAAGCAUUAAGCAGUACUUCAUCUAAUCUUUACAUCUUCUUGAUUUAUUAAAAACUGUUACUUAAAUUAUUUUCGGUAGAAGCAGAAAUGUGAUUAAAUAAUUGUGUCUAAGUCGUUCAUGUAAAAUGGUGUAUUUGAUGGCGGGUAGUAGACCCCAUGAGCUUGAAAUAGCCACUAAGCUAAAGAAAACUGAAAAUUGGGAAAGCAAGAUAGAGAAAAAAAAAGUCCAGAUCAAAAGGUUCUAGAAAGAUUCAUAAGUAAUAAAGCUCCACUGUAAGUCACAGGAGAUGAUGAAAAUCCUUCCUUCCAGGUUUAUUGACUUUUCCGGGAGUUGGAACUAUACUAUCAAUGUUUGAGUUCUUCAUGCCUUAACGUGGCCUUUAUUUUUAUUUACCUUUUUUCUAGAACUUGCACUCAGGAUGAUGUUGAUUUGAGUUAGAGAUAUUUAUUCCUCAGGAGUUUCCAGAGAUUUGGGCCUACUUCUGAAUGGCUGAGGAGAAAUUUUGGCCUUCUACUUUUCAGUUUGUAAUGGGAAACCCAGGAACUUUCAAAAGAGGUCUUUUGGUCUCAGCCUUGUCUUAUUUGGGUUUUGAAACUUACCAAGUCAUUUCUCAGGCUGCUGUGGUUCAUGCUACGGCCAAAGAAGUUGAAGAAAUUCUUGAACAAGCAGACUACCUGUAUGAAAGUGGAGAAACAGAAAAACUUUAUCAGUUACUAAUCCAAUACAAGGAAAGUGAAGAUGCAGAGUUACUGUGGCGUUUGGCACGGGCGUCACGUGAUAUGGCUCAACUUUGCAAAACCUCAGAGGAAGAGAAAAAGUUAUUGGUGUAUGAAGCCUUAGAGUAUGCAAAAAGAGCACUAGAAAAAAAUGAAUCAAAUUUUGCAGUUCAUAAGUGGUAUGCAAUCUGCAUUAGUGAUGUUGGCGAUUAUGAAGGUAUCAAGGUUAAAAUUGCAAAUGCAUACAUUAUCAAGGAACAUUUUGAGAAAGCAAUUGAACUGAACCCGAAAGAUGCCACUUCAAUUCACCUAAUGGGUAUUUGGUGCUAUACGUUUGCCGAAAUGCCUUGGUAUCAAAGAAGAAUCGCCAAAAUACUAUUUGCAACUCCUCCUAGUUCCACCUAUGAAGAGGCCUUAGGCUACUUUCACAGGGCAGAACAAGUGGAUCCAAACUUCUAUAGCAAAAACUUGCUUCUUUUAGGAAAGACAUACUUGAAACUGCACAACAAAAAGCUUGCUGCUUUCUGGCUAAUGAAAGCCAAGGACUAUCCAGCACACACAGAAGAGGAUAAACAGAUACACAUAGAAGCUGCUCAGUUGCUUACAGGUUUCAGUGACAAGAAUUGAGAACUUUAAGAGAAGAGAAUACAUGAAACAUCUGAUGAAGAUUGCCUUUUCAUUGAAUU